AUGGACGAUCCAAAGUUGAUAGAGGAAGAAAGUAUUCUCUUUAUACGUGGCCAUGGCAUAUACAUAAAGUGGAGAAUCACUACAUAUCUCAUUGCAGAACAAGUCCAUUUACAUAAUGGUAAGGCUUGGACAGUUGAGCCCAGCCCAUUAGGUGUCCUUAAUAUUUGA
Molecule: messenger RNA, 168 nt
Organism: Sphenostylis stenocarpa
Lineage: Eukaryota; Viridiplantae; Streptophyta; Magnoliopsida; Fabales; Fabaceae
Source: the annotation of a GenBank genome assembly